AGAACUUUGACAAGCUUUGAUUUGUUUUCUAAAGACAUUGACAAUUCAUAUAGACAUUAGACUUAGGCCUAAUUGUGACAUCAUGUGUGUAUGACAUCUUUGAAGAAUGCUCUGGCUUCAGCCAAUCGGAAUCGAGUAUUCAACAAUGCUUUGGCAUAAUUCAAGGACGUUCAUAUUCACUUCAGUUGUCUGCCGAUGGUUCACUGACGUUUUUUCAAAGGAGCUUUUAGUAUUUCCUCUAAACAGCCUACAACAAUAAGCUACACAUCAUGUCAGAUGACAGCAAGAGCGUGAAAUGGGAGGAUCCCCCGGAUGACCAAAAUAAAGUCGUGGAGAACAUGAAGGAUGAAACAGAGACACAUGAGACCAACAAGAACAGGACAGGAGGCAAGGCUAAACGUAAGUCCAGUGGCCGUGCCAAGAAGACUUCCGUGGAGGAGGACAGCAGCAUUGGUGCAGAGUCUUCUCAGACACCCGGGUGUGGUUUCCAGGAAAGGGGAUCUAUCAUUGAGCAGCUGGAGAAGGAGGCUCAGAGGACUCUAAUGCCUUCUCUCAAGAUUGAGACAUGCUGUGCCCCAAUCCUCCUCUCCUUCCUGAGGAGUCUAACUGAUGACCAAUGGAGAGUGAUUCAGCAUGGCAUGAAAAAUAACCUCACAUUCGAGCAGCUCUCCAUGCUGUGUCUGAAGAUUGUUAAAGUCGUGACCCAGACAGCCCUCCGCAUUCUCCUACCAGCGCUAGCUCGUAUCAUGGGGGUGAACCUGAGGAGUGGGGCAACCUCCCCAGAAUCCCAGUGCUCUCUGACAGGGUCUGAGGAUUCCUUAGGCAGUCUGGAUGAGAGAGAGAAAAGGCUGCUGAUCAGUGAGAUGACCUACUGGACUAAGGAGAGGAGGAGGAAUGGCAGUGCAGGGUGCCGCCAAAAAUCCACUCGCAGAACCUCAUCACCAUGCUGUUCGCCUAAGAGCGUUACAAGAGAGGAAACAAAAAGGACUGCCAUUCAGUCCAGGAACAGACUGAGAUUCCCUCUACUGAUGGACAUUGCAUAGGUAAGGAUGUUUUAGAGCUCUGCUAAAGCUUGUAGUUUUGUUUAGGUGUGUGUUAGAAACAUAGGUAUGCCUACCAAACUCAUAGCACUGUUAUUUUUCAACGUUACUAUACUGCAUCUCU
Oncorhynchus gorbuscha (pink salmon) is the source of this 1164-nucleotide messenger RNA. RefSeq lists its product as uncharacterized. NCBI's taxonomy places the organism in Eukaryota, Metazoa, Chordata, Actinopteri, Salmoniformes, Salmonidae. The record is from RefSeq and is a predicted model, not a curated record. Bases 270 to 1043 code for a protein of 257 amino acids. The transcript is spliced from 7 exons.